Labeo rohita (rohu) is the source of this 3719-nucleotide messenger RNA. RefSeq names its product Krueppel-like factor 15. NCBI's taxonomy places the organism in Eukaryota, Metazoa, Chordata, Actinopteri, Cypriniformes, Cyprinidae. The record is from RefSeq and is a predicted model, not a curated record. Gene Ontology annotation, biological process: regulation of transcription by RNA polymerase II. The transcript has 3 exons. Bases 213 to 1328 code for a protein of 371 amino acids. Gene Ontology annotation, molecular function: RNA polymerase II cis-regulatory region sequence-specific DNA binding; DNA-binding transcription factor activity, RNA polymerase II-specific.
UUGCGAUGCGUGUCAUGUGACAGGCCUCUGUGAGAAAUGCCAACAUGGAACCGUGGCAAGGACGAUGUUCUUCCCAACAAUAACAUUGAAAGGGACAUCUGGAUUCAUCCUAUGUCGUACAUCCACAACCCGGACAUUUCAAUCCAUAUUUACGCGAGUGUUUACAAAUCGUGGCAAUACCUUCAGCCUUCCUCUGAUCUGCGCACCAACAAAUGGUCUCCAUAAGUGACAAAGUGGUGGCCACUGCUAAUGAAUCAUUUGCCGACCAUGCCUUGGCCACCUUGCCCUUCAUGGAAGUGGGCGGCAGCGAGAGCAGCGAGAGGGGCAGCUCCAUCUCAUGCUCCAGUCCCGAAACCGGAGAUGCUGGAGCCCAACUCAGCUACAGCCCAGGGGAGGAAGAUGAGGACGAUGGGCCGCUGCAGAUCUUCUUAGACUCCACUGAGGAGAUGUUGAUUCAGCCACCCAAGCUGCCUGAUUUUAUACCCCAGCUCUCAAGUACCUUCUCUCCAACCCUGGAGGACAUUGAGGAGUUCCUGAUGGAGAAAAUGGAGCUUUUGAGAGAUGCUCCUCUGAGCCCGGAGGAAAAGUCAAAGGAGGAUGAACCUCCCAUACAGCCGUCUUCCCCCGGUGACACCGAGCCGGAAUCCAGCCCGACCACAACAACGCCUCCUGCCGCUCAGAGUGUUAACACGACGGCUAGUGCCGCACCGGUGCUCGUCGGUGCUCCGUUUGUGCUUCAGUUACAACCUCUCCAGCUAAGCCACGCCCUCCCACAGCCAGACACCCAAGCCAACGGGCUUCGGGUGGCCCACCUGGUGCUUGGUGUCCAAGGGGCACAGAACAUUACCCUUCUUUCACCGCAGGUGCCCUCAGCAACUCUCCUCCCCAUCGUGGGCGAGGCCGUCAACCAAGACCAAAAGUAUGUGAAGAUCGCUCCCCUGCCUAUUGCCGUCAGGGCGGUCGGAAUAGCAGGCACAGGCCUAGUCAAAGCCAUCACACCACGUCCAUCCAGGUCCUCCACGGAAACCUUGCGGGUACAUAAAUGCUCUCACCCAGGGUGUGAGAAGAUGUACACCAAGAGCAGCCACCUGAAGGCUCAUUUCCGCAGACACACGGGAGAGAAACCCUACCUGUGCAGCUGGCCAGACUGUGGGUGGAGGUUCUCUCGCUCUGAUGAGCUGUCCCGCCAUCGGCGGUCUCAUUCGGGAGUCAAGCCUUAUGAGUGCACAAUGUGCGACAAAAAGUUCGCCAGGAGCGACCACCUAUCCAAACACACCAAGGUGCACCGGGGUCCUCGCGCCGGCAGACUGGUCAGGGCAAACGUCUGAUCCUCGGAUAAACCUGGAGUGUGAUUCCUGGAGCCUGAGAGGGAAAGCUAUGAUAUCUAAUCGGGCCAACAGCCCGAAACCCUCCGCCUUCAUUUUUGUCUCUGUUUCCUCCCCCACUUUUUUAUCGUUUAUCCAGAUGUUUGUUUAUCUUGGUGCUACAGUCAGCUAACUUGAAACUCAGGGAUGUGAUUGUUAAGCUCAAAACAGAUUUCUGGCUUUUUUUUGUGGGCUGAAGUAAAGCUCACAGUCGAUUUCAUCACGUUUCGUCCUUCGCUGGUGUAAAUCUACAGUCUGAGCUGCAACAGUUUUCGAGCUGUUUUUAUUGCCUUUAAACCGAGGUUGCAAGAAAGUCUGGAGAUCUAAAGGGCAAUACGGAGAAACGUAUUUCUUGUACAGUUUGUGAAUAUUGUGUUAUAGAUCUAACCAGGUGAAAAUAUAAAAGGAGUACAGUAUUUAGCGCAGUAUUAUGCUGCAGAAUUUCCCUUAAAUUAAGACAAUAUGCACUAAGAUUUAAGCUAUGAAAUUAUGCAUUAUCAACAUGGCCUCUUCCAGGGUGAAUCUCAAGAAAAAUGUUAAGAAAUGCAAUAUUUAGUUGUAUUCUACCCAAAAAUAUUAAGUAAAACAAAGAAUGUUUUACGUAUGAGUUACAUAAAGAAAAGUUUUUAUAACAGUGAAGUAUAUUUAACCCUUAAAAUUGUCAGUAGCCAUGCAAAAAUCUCAUUAUCGUUACUGUAAUGCAAAAACAUCUUAUUCUUAUUAUCAUACUGUAAAACAAAUUCAAAAAUCAAUAAUCGCAAUUAAUCGCAUACAAAAUAAAAGUUUGAGUUUGCCUAAUGUAUGUGUUUGUACUAUGUAUAUAAUAAUACACACGAAUGUAUAUAUUUAAGAGAAAUAUAUUAUGUACAAAAUAUUUGUAUUUAUAUAUUUAAUAUAAAUGAUAUAAAAAUAUAAGUACAUAUACUUCUCACAUAUAUACAUGAAUGCGUUUGUAUUUAUAUCUACAUAAUAAUUACACACAGUACACACACGUAUAUUGGGCAAUUUUCAAUAAUCGUUUGACAACCCUAGAAAAAAUAUUUAAAUUGUGAAGUACAAUUGUUAGUGUACAUUAGUAUUGUUAAAAUUAAUUUGACUGAUUUCUAUGAUCAAAACUGGAAAAAUGAUAACUAUUACAAUCAAUGAAGGGUUUUUUGGAUGGUGGAAAUGCACUUAUUCGUCAUGAAAUGUUACAAUAUGUUAAAAAAAUAAUAAUUUUAUUUAAUUAAUUUUUUUCUAUUUGACAUUUGUUCAUGAGAUUCACCUAAUUAAAGUACUCUGGAGUACAACAGCUCUUUUUAAAUAAAAAUAAAUGAUGUAAUGCAAAAUUAGGUCUGAUGCAGUUGUGACACGUCACCGUGUUUUAAAACAUAUUUAAGUUUUUACGUUUUUUUACUUUUUCCAAAUGUUUUAGUCCCCGCCCCUUCUCCCUCGCGCAAACCCAAUCGAAAUAUUGCAAUAUCGGUAAUUUUCUUGGCCCAAUCACAUCCCUGCGCCAGCUGAAGGGUAUUUAUGCAUCAAGUUGCUUUCCACGUGUUUUUUUUUCUGGUGCCUCAUCUCUCUCAAUCUGUUGAGAGCGUAUGCCAAACCGGGCUCCCGCCUGUGCACGGGGGCCGUGGAUAACAUCACUACAUGUACGGACGAACUUAUGUACUGUAAAACAUAUAUAAGCUAGAAACAAUUUUCUCUUGGAUCUGUAAUCACACAAUGAGAAUUGUUUCCUUUAUGUCGUCGUAAUGUGCUUUGCAUUAGAUAAAUGCAUUUUUUUCUACUUAGUGCCGUCACGGUUGAUAAGCUAAAUCGCUGAGGACAGGUGUUACUGUUCACAAAAACUGGCAGCUGAUCGCUUCCUGUCGAAAUGAAGCUAUCUGGACAUACAUCAUUGAAGGCUUCAACUCAUUAAUGGGACUGUGCUUGAGUUUCCUUUUUCAAGAAGGGUCAUUGUCUACCACAUGGAGUGAAUUUCCUUGACAUCGUCUUGCCUUUUUACACCUGGUCUUAACUAUUUUAUGCAUUUUUGUUUUUUUUUCCCACUCUAAUUAGCUCAUGUAGGCUUUCGUGAACUAUCAGGUGCUCUACCUACUUAGUAUCUGGACUUAUCAAUACGCUAAAGUCUGUAGCAGUUUCCGAAUGAUCACAUAGGUACAUCGUUUUUAAUAUCGCACCGAGAGCAUCCUGAUUUACAGUGUUUCGGCUAGAACUGUCAUGUAAGAUCUUCUUUUUCUUGUUCUCUUUUUUGGAAGAGAGAUGUCUGUUUUUUUGGAAUUAUAACAUUAUUUUUCCUUUGCAAGGGCUCAUCCUUGAUUUUUCUGCCGCCACCUUCAUCCCAAUAAAAGCGUUAAAUUAUUUCCUUUA